GGGCCUUUUCCUGUGAUGUACUGUUCUUUGUUCUUUGGUUCCAGGAAUGGGGAGUUUCAAUUAUGAAGACAGUUCAGAAAAGGAGGACUGUUUUUCCAUGUAGAAAAAGAAGGCUGAGGGGAAAUUUGACAGAAUAGGUAGGGAAACCUUCGAUUUCAUCAUGAUAUAACGGGCUUCUUAGGAAGAAAGACCCAUCCUGUUGAAGCUAUUUCUGUUGAAAUGUAAAAGAAUGAAAUGUGUUCUUGUUGAAACUCAACAUCCUAAGGGGAGUUGGCAGCACUGGUUCGGAGGACAUUGCCCUUACAGAGAAACAAGAAAUUGGAAAUGCAGUUAACAAAUAAGUCUUGCUUUUAACUCUGAGAUGAGGACAAGUUCUUUCAUGGUUAUUUGUGUGGAAUCAUCUUCCCCUGAAUGUGAUGGAGGCUGGGUCUUUAUCUAACUCAGUCUUGAAUAAAUUUAGUCUUUGAUAGAUGAGUGAGUCAAGAAUAAUGGACUGCAGACAGUUAAGUGGAUUUGAAACCAGAGCCAGUGAAUAGUGGAGCAUAUGCAGAAGGGCUGAAUGGCUUACCCCUGCUUCUGUGUUCAUAUUGCUUAUGAAUGUGAGACUGCAUUUAUCAGCAUCAUAUCCUACAAAGCACACCACACUAUUGUGUAAAUCUUGAAUUAUAUCUAUUUUCGAAAAGUUAAUUUUGUAACUUUAUGGCCCAGAAGAGUCUGAAACAGCGUCUAGGUAAGAGCAACAUCCAAGCACGAUUGGGGCGACCAGUGGGAGCUUUGGCGCGAGGACCAAUUGUUGGGCGGGGAUCGCCAAGAGGAGGUGUGCGCCUUGGCCGUGGUGGACGAGGAGGUGCGAGAGGAGGGCUUCCUCUUCGAGGUCAGGGUCCAAACCGAGGACGUGGUGGAGUUCCACGAUUAGGAUUGAAACGUGGUGGAAUGAGGGGCCGAGGAGGCCUUGGCCGAGGAGGUCCGCCUGGACGAGGAGGUGUCAGUGGCAGAGGUCGUGGAGGAAUAGUGGGCCGUGGUCGAGGUGGCUUCCCAGGUCGAGGGAGGGGUCGGGGUCGAGGAAGAGGAGCAACUCGUCCCCCACUUACCCGUGAACAGCUAGACAAUCAACUGGAUGCAUACAUGUCAAAGACGAAGGGUCACCUUGAUGCUGAGCUUGAUGCUUACAUGGCACAAGCUGAUGGGGAAGCGAAUGAUUAGCAAUUGAGAUGCUAGUUUUACUGAUAGUAUCAGGACUUGAAUUUGAGAAUCUAGCAAAACGAUCCAAGAAACAAACAGAGGACUUUUUGGGAAAUGAUAUAAGCUGUAUUUGAACUGACAGAUGGUUGGAUGUCAAAGGUUUUGCUUUUUGAUUCCUUUCCUUUGACCUUUUUACAUUUUGAGAAGUUCAUGGUUCUGUUUGGAAAUCCCUCUGUUCUUUUCGAUUGUGUAAUGAUCAUGACACUGUAUAAAGUUUAUUCUCUUUCCUUAGCGACUGAGGAUAUUGUAGUUUCAAA
Messenger RNA from Rhincodon typus (whale shark), 1499 nucleotides. RefSeq names its product chromatin target of PRMT1 protein-like. The coding region runs from base 700 to 1203 and encodes 167 amino acids. NCBI's taxonomy places the organism in Eukaryota, Metazoa, Chordata, Chondrichthyes, Orectolobiformes, Rhincodontidae. The transcript is spliced from 3 exons. The record is from RefSeq and is a predicted model, not a curated record.